Messenger RNA from Hydractinia symbiolongicarpus, 2243 nucleotides. Its product is annotated as lipase maturation factor 2-like. The record is from RefSeq and is a predicted model, not a curated record. Bases 48 to 2207 code for a protein of 719 amino acids. Gene Ontology annotation, cellular component: endoplasmic reticulum membrane. NCBI's taxonomy places the organism in Eukaryota, Metazoa, Cnidaria, Hydrozoa, Anthoathecata, Hydractiniidae. The transcript has 20 exons. Gene Ontology annotation, biological process: protein maturation.
UAAUUAAUUUUGUUUCAACUUCUAGAUGGUAUAAAGUAAAUUUUAAAAUGGUACCAUCAACUGUUAACACUCAAGUAUGCUUUCUGUGGUGCAUGGGUACCAUAUAUUUCUUUGCAUUUUCAUCUUUAUAUUUUCAAAUACCAGGUUUGUAUGGAAUUAAUGGAAUUUUGCCAGCUCAUCUUCAGUUAAAAGAAGAUAUUUGUGGGGACAACCAUGAAAAAUGUAACUACUGGGCAUCAAUAGGGGAGUGUGAAAAUAAUCCAUCGUGGAUGUUGAAAAAUUGCAAACUGAGUUGCAAGAUUUGUAAGGAAGGAGAUGUUACACCAUUAUCAGAACAGCUCACAAACAAACCAACACUUCUUUGGUUAUCAAAAUUCGUUGGUCUUGAUGUGGAAACUGGAAUGGAACUUAUUUGUUUGUUAGGAGCUUGCAUCUCUUUAUCCAUAUUAUUAUUUGCAUGGUGCAGGAAUACUGUUGUCUUUUUUACUCUUUGGGCUUUGUACUUUUCUGUGUAUCAGGUUGGACAAACAUUUCUUUGGUUUCAAUGGGACAUUUUACUCCUAGAGACUGGAUUUAUAACAAUUUUUCUGGCUCCAUUUAAAUCACCCACAGAUGUCAAAUCCAGCGAUCCUUGUCACAGCGUGGUUUUUUGGUUACUUAAGUGGUUAUUGUUUCGUUUGAUGUUCACAUCUGGUGUGGUGAAACUAACUAGUAUGUGUCCAACCUGGUGGGGUUUAACUGCAUUGGAUUGGCACUAUGAAUCACAGUGUAUCCCAACACCAAUGGCAUGGUACGCCCACCAGCUACCUGAGUGGAUUCAGAGAUUGAGUGUAGUUGCAACAUUUGUUAUUGAAAUUGGAUUACCAUUUUUAUUCUUCAGUCCAGUCAGAUUAUUAAGACUUCUGUCGUUCUAUUCACAGGUUCUUCUUCAAGUUUUAAUCAUUUUAACUGGAAAUUAUAAUUUCUUUAAUUGGCUCACUCUGUCAUUGUGUUUAGCAUUAUUGGACGAUAAGCAUCUAAAAUUAUUCAUUCCGCAAAAGUAUCUUAUUAGUGAAUACGAAGACACGCCGAAAUCCAGUCAAAGAUGGAUGAAAGUGAAAAAAUAUCUUCCUUUAUUUCUCUUUGUACUUGUGACUUCAGCAUUAUGUUAUUGGACGAAAAUCUUAUUUAACAUACAUUUGAGCAAAGACUUUUCGAUAGAGUCAAGUAUAGCUUUUAGUGAAAAAGGCUUCUUGGAGUUUGUUCACAAGCGUACACAAACUGGCAUUGCACUUGGUCUUAUUAAAUUAAUAAUUCGAAUACUUGUUGUUCUUUAUCGAUCAUACUCAUCUCACCGUGGUAUCACAACAAAGAUAUGGCGAUUGAUCAAAACGUUUUUUUAUUCCAUAAUUACUGUGUGGUUAUUUUGUAUUAGUUUGGUACCAUACACUAACGUUGACUCAAAAACACAAGGUGACAUCUAUCCUGUAAUUCAUAAAUGGUAUUCAGCUGCUGAUAAAUUUCAAAUUGCUAACAGUUAUGGAUUAUUUAGAAGAAUGACAGGUGUUGGUGGAAGACCAGAACUAAUCAUAGAAGGAACCAAUGAUCUUAAUGGACAGUGGAAAGAGUAUAACUUCCAUUUCAAACCUGGGAAUGUUUCUGAGCGCUUGCCAAUCGUAGCACCACAUCAACCAAGAUUGGACUGGCAAAUGUGGUUUGCUGCUCUUGGAUCCUAUCAACACAAUCCAUGGUUCAUACAUUUGAUUGAUAAGCUUUUAAUUGGUGAACCAAAGGUUUUGUCAUUAUUAGGCCACAAUCCGUUUCCAUCAAAGCCGCCUAAGUAUAUCCGAAGUAUACUGUACAAGUAUCACUACACUACUCUGCCAAAGAAUACAUCAGGGAUACUUGAUGCAAUCUCCAAAUCGAGAAAAAUCAAGAACUGGUGGAAAAGAGACUCAGCAAAAGAGUAUACAUAUCCUCUGACAAAAGAUGAUCCAUCAUUAAAAAAAUUCAUCAGUGACAUGGGCUGGAAUGACCAUCCAAGUGAAGAAAUAACUAAAGGAUUCUUGUAUCAAUCCAUUCUUCAACUACGGGAUAUUGUGCAUGGCGUACAUCCUACUGUGACAAUGAUGCAAAUAUGGGUUCUAACGAAAAAUGUGAUGAUAAGUGACAAAUAUGAUGUAUUUACAAUUCCUUGUGGUGGGGUGGUUAUGUGUUGCAGAUGGUGAUUCGUGGAUGGGCAAAAAAGAACAAAGACUGUACAG